Melospiza georgiana is the source of this 6527-nucleotide messenger RNA. It is a transcript of the gene QSER1, whose product is annotated as glutamine and serine rich 1. The transcript is spliced from 13 exons. NCBI's taxonomy places the organism in Eukaryota, Metazoa, Chordata, Aves, Passeriformes, Passerellidae. Bases 16 to 5490 code for a protein of 1824 amino acids. The record is from RefSeq and is a predicted model, not a curated record.
GCCCCCGCGGCCCCGAUGAUGGACAGGAACUACCCCGCGACCCCCGGCUUCGCCGAGCCCCUGGCCCCGGGCACCGCGCCGCCCGCCGCUUCCUGGGCCUACGAGCGCGGCGCCGGCAGCCUCAAGCCCAGUUUAAGCUAUGGAGGAGGACAUUCAUCACAUUCAGAAACAGACCUUCACAGACAGACAUACACAGCUUCUCAUCAGCUUCCUGGAUACUCAACUACCCAACAUCCUGCUGGUCUUUCAGGAAUAUUUGAUACCAGUAUGCACAGUGCUGGAGGGAACACUAAGGAAACUUCUUCAGUUAUGAAUUUUCUCUCUGCUAUUGAGUCUCGUACUGCUCAGGCAGUCUCUUCAGGAUCUACCCUUUUACCACAAUUCAGGGCUCCUUCCUGGCAGACAGGUAUGCAUUCCUCGACAGCCACAGAACUAUUUGUUACUGGAGCUUUGCCAACCUCUGGAACAUUUCCACCAACCUCUGCUUUGUCAGCGUAUCAGCAUCCCAACACCUUCAGCAGCAGAAACUUUGCUACUACCCCUUCUCUUACCCUUCAAGAUGCCACUUUCAGUGCUACAUCCAACGGUCUCUUAAGUGCCCACGAUCCUUUAUUGCAGAUUAAAACAUCCCAAGGCACUGUUCCAACCGCUUUGACAUUCGAGCGCCUGGGCAGCUCCGUUCUGAGUACCAGUGUGCCCCCCCAAUCAUCAACAUAUCGUUCUGCUCAAGAAUCUGCACCCCAUCUUUUGCAGCCUCAGUUCAGUUUGUUGCCUUCAACCCUUGGAGGAGCCCAGCAGGUGUCUCAGGCCUACAGCACAUCUGUGUUCACUGGUUCCACUGCUUCCAUGGACAGAGCACUUCAGCGAGAAUGUAGUGUUAUCAAACACCACCAGCGGCCUUCGAGUACUCAGUCUGUCCAGCCUCAACUGACUGUUUCACAGCAUUCCUUACACAGCUAUUUAACAAGUACAAGUGGAGUUAACUUUCAGGAUACAUCUAGGCACUCGGCGUUAUCCUGCAGUCCAGUUGGAGAUGUUACUCAGGUGAGCAAUGGAGGACCACAGCAGAAGACUUCUCAAGUCACAGUGGAACUCGCUCAGUCGUACACAUCUGCAAUUCCAUCGCCUGGUUUUCCCUCUGCUUCCACUGCAAAAGUGAAAAACUGUUCCAUGAAGCAGCCUCCGAGGUCAACAAAGACCCCCAAACCUCAGAGUGUAGCUCCCGCUGUGCAGACACAAAGCUAUGCCAAAACUGCACAAAACCAGAGUUCUGUCAUUACAGGCCAAGCACAGAUCUAUUCUACAGCACAGCUCCCCAGCCUCUUGUCCGUCAGUCAGUCCCAAAACUACGUUUCAUGCCAGGCUCAGAAUGUGCCACCUGUCAGCCACUCACAGGAUUUCUCAUCCAGUAAGGUUGAGAAGCUGCCCUCACUGUAUAAAACGUUGACUUUUUCUGGGCAAUCACAAGCUAUUACUUCUGACAGUCAGACUUUAAGUUACUCCUCAGAGGAACAGGUAUUGACCUCAGUUCCAAAUGAGAACUACUCUGGGCAAAUGAGGGAACUCUCUUCAGUCAGCCAAGCUCAGAACUACUCUUCUAGUCACUCUCAGGGUUUAUCUCCAGUUACCCAGUCCCAAGUUAAUUUUUCAUCUCAGUCACAAGUUUUAGCAGCUGUUAGUCCUUCAGAAAGCUAUUCUUCAGGGCAGUCUUUAACAUUAACGUCGCCUUCUCUUUCCUUUAACGCCUCUCCUCGGGUACAAACUCUUCCAGCCUCCAGCCCUAAUCAGAGCUAUAUUUCUUUACAUUCUUCUCAGAACUCUCAGUCCCAAGAAUCCUCCUCUCCACAGUCUCAAAAGUUUUUGCCAUCUGUCCAGUCUCCUUUUGCAUCCCCAGCUCACUCCCAGACGCUGCAGAACAACAGACCUUCCUCAGAAACAAAGUCCUAUGUUAAAAGGAAGUCUGACUCUAACUUAUAUGCCUCAUCGAAACAGGAGGAGGAAUUAUCAAUGCAGGACAUGCAGGCAUUGCAACAGCAAGCUGCUCUCGAAUCUUCCACUCAAAGCCUAACAGAGGAGGAGAUCAAUGCUCAGGAUGCGUCCUACAGGGUCUCAAAAGCAAAUGACAGAUACUCUCAAAGUGUAAUCAGAAGCAACUCUCGUCUUGAAGAUCAGGUUGUUGGACUUACUCUUCAAGGAACAAAAAAAGAUGAAAGAAUGGUCAGUUCUGUGGAACAGCUUUCCCAACACAUUGGCCAUAUCAGCAGCCUAAGCCAUGAUAUCAAAAAGACAACGAAUUUAAUGAGAACAACACAGGGAGCUGUGAGUGCUAAGGAACUAAACCAGCAGCAUUCCCUUAUGCAUAAGGUACAUGACAGUAAAGCUCAAGAGCAGCAGGGCCAAGUCAUUAGCACGCCACCACAGGUGCAGCCUCAUGCUUUAAGACAUGGUCAUCAGCUGUGCUUGCCCAGUGCACAGGUACUGCUGGAGUCAACCUGUGACUUGCAGAUCCUUCACCAGUCAAUCCUGCAGUCGGGUUUAGGACAAGCAAAGGCAUCACCACAAGUGCAAAGAAUACAGAGUCCUCAGCAGGUGGCACAUGCGUUCCUUCAGAUGGAUGGUCACGUUGUUCAAAGUAAUGGGGGUCAUUCUCAGCAGCAGCUUCAUAGUCAGAAUUCAGAAGUAAUGAAAAUGGACAUUUCUGAGUCUUCAAAACCACUACAGCAGCAUUUGACAGCAAAAGAUCAUUUUACUCAGACAAAUCAACAUGAUGCAAAAAAUCAAUUUGUUUCUCUUAGUUCGAUAUGCUUCCCAGAAUCUAUGCUUCUCAGUGAUGAGAGGAAUAUAUUAUCCAACGUGGAUGACAUCUUAGCAGCAACAGCAGCAGCCUGUGGAGUGACACCAUCUGACUUUGCCAAAUCAUCCUCUAAUGAAGAGGAAAUCCAAACUGUUGAAAAUAGUGAGGAGUCUAAAACACAGUUCCGAUCGCUGGAUUCCAGACAUGUGUCUUCUGUUUUCAGUGCCUCACCUACUGUAGUUGGAAAGCCAGCAAGCAGAAAUAAUAUUUCUCUGAAUGGAGGCCAAAUUACUCUAAAUCUUACCCCAGUGUCAACAAUACAGACAAAAGCUGUGAACCUGGAUCAGCAGCACCUUGAAUCUUCUGAUCAGACUGUACCAAUAAGAAUGACCUCUCCCACCCUUGGUCCUGGUCAGGAGGAGCAGGAGGCUGUGCGAGUGAAGAAACAAUCCAGCAUCAGUCAUGAGUCUGAAGAAGAUAAUGAAGCUUCUGUUGAUGGUGCACUGAAUGCAAGGGAGACAGAUUUUGUUUCAAGUGGUAGGAGCCUAAGUGAGGAAAGUGCUGCUUCAGAGAAUGAUUUCAGUGUGGGUGGUGAUGAUGGUACAGUGUCAGGUAACCAGUCAAAGGUUCCAUUGCAGCCUCUGUCUGUGCCCCAAAGUUCAGAUGGAGCCAUUAAUAGAACUGAAGAAGAAUGCCAAGAUUUAACUCAAGGGAACCUUCAGAAGAAAAAAAGCAAAGGAAAAAGCCAAAACAAAAAUGCUGCAGAAGAUGACAGUGCAACUCAGAAACAGGUAAAAAGAAGUGGACAGUGUAAACGUCAAAAUUCAAGAGGAAAUGAUGCAUGUUUCACAUACUCUUCUCCUGUUUCUGAAGGUUGUUAUGAUACUUACCAACAUCAGGAAAGAAUGAGGCAAAAAAUUAAAGAAGUUGAAGAAAAACAGCCUGAAGUCAGAACAGGAUUUAUUGCAUCUUUUUUAGACUUUCUGAAGUCUGGGCCUAGGCAACAGUUUUCCACUCCAGCUGUACGAAUGCCAAACAGGACUAGGAGACCAGUCGCACAAAUAGUUCGUCCCCCUUGCCUGCAGCCCUCUGCAAAGCCUCAGCCAGCAGCAGCAGCACCUGUGGCUGCUGAGGUCAGUGGAGAAAGUCCAACCAAAAAAGCUGAUGAGGAACUUAAGAAAAAUUUAGAAACGCUGCCUUCAUUUUCUUCUGAUGAAGAUGAUUCUGUGGGUGGUAAUCAUGAUCUUCAAAAGAGCAUCUCUACUGCAUUGUCAGCCCUGGAUGAAACAUCUGAGAAAAAGAUCAAAUCAGAAACUGAAAAAGUGACAGUUGUUACUGCUGCUGCCACCACCACCAGUGCUGUAGUAAAGCAGGAAUCUCCACAGACAGCUGCUCCUGUAGGCAAUGUGCAGGAGAAAAUGAAUCCAGCUGACCCCUUAAAAGUAGCUCAACAGGAUGCUGUGACUUCAGAACAAUUGGCAAAAAUGCAGGAGACUGUUGCAAUAGAAGGAUGUACUGAUGAGGAGAAUAUGGACAGUGAAGGAGAGGGGAUGUACAGAGAACGUGAUGAAUUUGUAGUGAAGAUUGAAGAUAUAGAGACACUAAAGGUUGCUUUGCAGACAGGAAAAGAGCCUCCAGCUAUUUGGAAAGUACAGAAGGCUUUAUUGCAGAAGUUUGUUCCUGAAGUGCGUGACGGCCACAGAGAGUUUGCUGCUACUAACAGUUAUCUUGGGUACUUUGGGGAUGCAAAGACAAAAUACAAACGAGUUUAUGUGAAGUUUGUUGAAAAUGCAAACAAAAAGGAAUAUGUCAGAGUAUGCUCAAAAAAGCCACGAAUCAAGCCUGUGCAGUCAGCAAGAACUAUUCACUGCAAACCUAGUAAUAGCAACAUCAAACCCCCUGAUCCACCAACACCAAAACCAGCAGCAACAAAAGUCUCUUCUGUGAAACCCAAAGCUAAACAGCCAAAGGUAAAGGCUGAACCACCACCAAAGAAAAGGAAAAAGUGGAAAGAAGAAUUUUCAUCUUCCCAGUCUGAUUCUUCACCUGAGGCCCAGAGUGAAGAAGAUGAGGUUGUACCUCCAGCUCCACUUGUUACUCGUUUUUUGAAUACAAGAGCUAUGAAAGAGACUUUCAAGAGCUACAUGGAGUUGCUUGUGAGCAUUGCCUUGGAUCCAGACACAAUGCAAGCCUUGGAAAAGAGCAAUGAUGAACUGCUUUUGCCUCACAUGAGAAAGAUUGAUGGAAUGCUGAAUGACAACAGGAAAAGGCUGCUGUCCAAAUUGCGCUUGGAUCACGCUUUCAAGAACGCUUUGGAAAACUUUCCUGAACUGACAGUGGUCACUCGGGAUUCCAAGACAAAGUGUGGAGGGACAUCUGUGUCCAAGAUAAAAAUGAAUGGUAAAGCUUACAACAAGAAAACACUGAGGGCUUCUAAAUCAACCACUAAAUCAGCACAGGAGUUUACAGUAGAUCCAGAAAAAAUACAGUUGUAUUCUUUGUAUCACUCACUCCAUCAUUACAAAUAUCACAUAUAUCUAACAUGUAAAGAAGAGAUUUCUUCUGUUCAGAAGACGAGUGCAGAUCUAGGCCAGGAGGAGAUCGUGCAGCUGUGCAUGAAAAACAUAAAAUGGGUGGAGGAUCUUUUUGAAAAGUUUGGUGAACUCUUGAAUCGUGUCCAGCAGAAAUGCUCCUAACAGAAAUGUGUCCCAAAUCCCACAUUUUUCUAUGGCACUAACCUGAUGGAACAGAAAGCUCAGAGAGAGGCUCUGAUUUCUUUCACAAUGCCAGACUGCAUUCUUGUUCGUAGCCAUUUUUAUUUCUCUUUAUGGAACUCUGUGCCUUGGCUCGUGCUAAGGAAAAGUGAUGCUGCCAAGGAAAUCAGUCCUUUGGAGAUGGAACUAAACAUAAACCUAACCACAUUUUUAACCUGAAGAGUUAUUUUCGAUUUUGUAAACUAUUGGAUAACUUAGUUUUAUUUUCAGAAAUGUUUUUGACAAGUGAUGAAGCAUGCACUACAUAUACUUUUUUUUCUUUUUUAUUGCUCAACAGAUAACAACACUUAAAAUACUACAGAUUUUUCCAUCCCUGACUAAGUGAGAGAAAAAUCAGCGUUGGGGCGAACUAAUUUAUACAUGUCUGGCCACCAAAUUUAGAGUUUUGUACAUUUUGUGAACAGAGCUGGAGUGACAUCAGUUUCUGCAUACGUAUAUUGCCAUCAUAAAAUCCAGAAAUUUCAUUAUGCUUUAUGGACUCCUUUUACUAUUGUCAUGUUUGGGAGACCAAACAUGGAGUUGGUGCAAUCCUAUGACUGCUUUUGUGUCAAAUUAUAUUGUAAUGAAAGACAAUGACCUUAACUAUUUUCCCUGUUUUGAAGAAAAAAAUAUUUUCCUUUAUACUGUGGUUUUUUUUUUCUUUUGGAAAAAAAAAAAUCAAUUGUACAUUUUAUCUCACUAAUAGUUGUAUUUUUCACAGAGGAAAUAUUGUGGUUAAAAUUGUUACAUGUAUCUUUGUAAUACACUUCCCAUUGUUUUCAGUAAAUCCUAUUCAUUUAUAUGUUGAUUUUAUAUUGUAAACUAUGUAUCUCGAGGUAACCCUUUUGUUUAUACAGGUUUGCUUCAGUGUUAACCAGAAUAAUGCAUAAUGCAUACUAGACUAGUUUUGCUUUAAGUGUAGUUGUGUUAGACACUGCAAUUAUUUCCUGGUAUGUGAAAAUAAAUUUCUUACUGAACUA